AUGCUAUGGAUUGUAGUCCUAUUACUGCUGUCAGAUUUAGAGGCAGCUGACAACCGUGACUGCAGUGACGGGCAAGAUGACCCAACCUGCUUCGAGCAUCUUGUCGCCAUGCCACCUGUAGACGCCAACUGCAAUGGACCUCAUGGAUGCCGGCUGCAUUUUCUUCUUCCGGAUGAGCAACCCACUCCUGAAGAACUUAAGGAGGUCCACCAAGAAGGAAACCAAGAGUUCAAACAAACCCUCAAACAGUCUGUAGCUGAAGGCAAUGCCAAACCUCAAAAUCCGAAACCCAAGAGCGUGGGUGAGAGGUUGACUUUGUUGGAAUCAAAUCUCCAGUCGAUGACGUCUCUAUUCCACAAGUUACAGGAGGACAGCAAGAUGAAUCUCAGCAAGAUGGAAGAGCGACUCAACUCGCUGGUGGUGCUUCUCCUGGGGAUCUUGUCUGGAUGUGAACUGCCCUGCAAUGAGUCUGUCCAAAAACUCUCUGCAUUAGAAAGUCGACGACUCCGGACCCUCGAGACAAAGGAGGAAAUGCCGCAUAUGAUGAAGAGUGUUGGAAACACGGUAUCUGCAGUCGAAUCAUCAGAAAAACCCCAGAGACUGUUUCCCCGAGACUGUGCCGAUAUCUACAAACAGGGAAUCCGAGAUAAUGGAAUCUACACCAUUCAGCCCAUUUCAACGAGACAGCCCUUUGAGGCUUACUGUGACAUGGUCACCGAUGGAGGAGGAUGGACGGUUUUCCAGAGGCGACAGGACGGCGCAGUAGACUUCAACCGCACGUGGCAAGAUUACAAACAGGGUUUUGGCAUCCUACAUGCGGAGCACUGGUUGGGUAACGAAAACUUGCACAGUCUCACCAGGCUAGGACAGCACACCUUACGUAUUGAACUUGAAGACUGGUACGGUGUCAAACGCCACGCCGUCUACAAGAAGUUCAAGGUUGCUAGUGAACAAAACAAGUACAGGCUAACGGCCAGGGAAUACCAGGGCAAUGCCGGCAAUGCCCUGAGUUACAGCCGAAACUACAAUCAUGACCACAAAUAUUUCACAACCCACGACAGUGACAAUGACAACUAUCUAUCCGGCAACUGUGGCACGUAUUAUGGCUCUGGCUGGUGGUUUGACACCUGCUUGGCAGCCAAUCUGAAUGGAAAGUAUCACAAAGGGCGAUAUAGCGGGGUGACGAAUGGCAUUUACUGGGGCACCUGGUACAUUCUGACGGACAAGAGGACCAACCAGAAAUAUUCCUUCAAGAAAGUUGAGAUGAAAACACGAAUAUUCAACUCCUAAAAGACUUCCUUGUGAAAAGACUUAACAUGUCUUCUUCUCCUGAGGGCUGUGGUGACUUCAAGGUAUCCCAGCAAGAAAUGCAAAAUUUUGGGAGAGACUGGUUUUACCACAUUUUUCAUAUUUCCACCAUUUUAUCAGCAUAGGACUUCACAUGUAUAAAAUGUUUUUUUUUUUUUCAUGGAUGUUGAAUGGUAGAUCAAUAAAUUAUUAAUGUUUACAGAGGAACAGAUGAAGAGAAGA
This is a messenger RNA of Bufo bufo (common toad), 1530 nucleotides long. Its product is annotated as fibrinogen-like protein 1. The transcript is spliced from 4 exons. NCBI's taxonomy places the organism in Eukaryota, Metazoa, Chordata, Amphibia, Anura, Bufonidae. Bases 1 to 1290 code for a protein of 429 amino acids. The record is from RefSeq and is a predicted model, not a curated record.